ACGAGUUGUGUAUCGCUGCUGCCGCAGCCAGCGGCUCUGCUGCUGCGGCUGCUGCUGCUGCUGCUGCCCCUGGUCCUGCUUGGGCUGAUGAUGAUGGCUCGGGAAUGACGUAAUAGCGCUUACGAUUUGGCUUACCAAAAAGCCGAGCGCGCAAGGUAGGUCGUGUGCUGCAGCCGACGACAGUCUCCUCUUCGUCUCUCUCUCUCUCUCUCUCUUUCGCUCGCUCACUCUUACUCUCACACACACACACGCGCAAGCUGGCAGGCACACAAGCAGAGACGAAGCAACCAGCUGGCAGCCAAAACGAUUGCGACGCCGACUGAAGCAGAUUGUUCGUUUUGUGCGCUGCUCCUCCGUUUGGAUAUAGUCGCGUGUAACCGUAAAGAUAAGUUCAGUCGCGUCACAGACGCCGCAUUGUUAACAACUUUUCGCAAACAUUAAACAAACCAGCCCAAACACUAAAUACCUGAAUCAAAUAUAAUUAGCAAACGGCAAUUUUUACAUCCAAAGCACACACGCAUCAAAAUGUAUGUACAUGUACUAAUUCGCGCAUUAAUAUUAAUAUAUUCUUAAAUAAAUAAUCAUGUGCUGUGUUUAAAGAAUCGUUAAAUUGCAACAAGUUGUCAUAUCUAGUCCAAUACGGAAACGGAAGCCGACUGACAACGCAGCGUAUGCGUAAUAUCGCACAACUCCGUUGCAGUUGUAGCGCGCGUGCCACAGUGCGUAUGUGUAACGUGACGGUUAACGGUAAACGGUAGACGGUAGAACGGUGCAUAAAUCGUAUCAAUUGUAUAUCAUUUAACAGACUUCAGUGCAGGUGCAUUGUUUAAACGGCAACAGGAAAAUAUUGUUGAUGUCUUGACGCUGCUUACGAAUAACAUUGAGAUAAGUCCUUGUGAGACCUACACCUACACACACAUGUGUGUGUGUGUUUGUAAACGUGAGUAAGCCAUUGCGUAGUCAGUUGCUUACGUCGUCAGUUGGCAGUGCGCAAACGCUUAGUGGGCAAGGGAAAAGCGGAAGGUCGCCGGGCCAAAACGCAGUAAACGCAAGUUCAAGUUUAAGGACAUGCUAAAAUAGGCGAGAACAAAAGUGCCGCGCGAGAAACAAUAAUGAAGAGCAGGGCGCAACCAUAGCCUGGGCCUGACUACAACUACAAUUGAAUAUAUAUAAGCAAAACAACUACGGCUGGCGAAUUGCCAAGGGUUGGCUUCAGCUGGGACGUCGUGCUGGAUCUCCAUCGCGUUGCAGUGCGCCAUACAGGUGCAGAGACAACGGCAACUGAGUCGCGCAGAACGCCGCCCACAAAAUCAACGGAGCAAGGCUCCAAGCAUUUCUCGAAAGUGGGCAAAUCCAAGAGCCCAAAAGCCGAAAGUGUGAACGUUGCAGCACCGAGGACUCCACUAAGAUCUCCAAAAACAGACACCAAGCUAACAGAAGCCGCGACUGCAACAACAAUUGCCCCAACUGCAACAACAACAACAACUGCAGCAACCACCAAAAGCAGCCAAACGAGGCUUCAAAACCAAGCGACUACAAGCAUGUUACUUUUGCAACCCAACAGCUCCUUUAGUUCACUCUCGUCGUUCGACAAUUUCUCAACGCAAGCCGUGGCAACGACAACGACGACGUCCACAGUAGCUGCAGUAGCGAGUAGUGCUGGACAUCAUCACCAUCAUCAUCAUCGCCAUCAUAAUCAUCAGCAACAGCAGCAGCAACAGCAACAGCAACAGCAACAGCAGCAGCAGCAGCAGCUAGUUGGGCAACAGCAUCAGCAUCUGCUGCUGCCCACAUCCAACCAGGUCUCGCUGCUGACCCAUGAGGAGGAUCAGCUGAUAAGCAAUCUUGCCGAUGCGGCCGUCACGCACAGCGAACUCUUCUCGGACUUAUUCUUUCCAUCGGACUCGAACAACUCUUUGCUCUCGCCGGCGCUGGAGCAUUCGGUUGCCAGCUAUCCAGACACACAGAUUGAUGUGACGCCGUCCAGUGAGACUCUGAUCGGCAGCAGCGAGGAUAUCACAGGCUCCAUUGAGAAUCUCACCAAGCUGACGUGUUUGCGCGACAAGCGGCUGUCCUCAAUACAAGACCAGCUUUCAGCCAAUAGCGCCAACAGCAGCGCCGGCUCCGAGCAGGAUCAUCACGCGAUUUGCCUGCUCAGCCUGCGCUCCAGCAGCGAUCCCGCAAUUGCACUCCACGCUCAGCAGCAGCAACAGCAGCAGCAGCAGCAACAACAGCAGCAACAACAGCUGCAGGCAGCCUAUCUGCAGCGGCACGGCGCCAGCGACUUACUGAUCUCACCCAUUGGGGGGCCGCUCUCGUGCGGCAGCAGCCUGCCCAGUUUCCAGGAGACCUACUCUCUCAAGUACAACAGCAGCAGCGCCAGCAGUCCGAAGCAGGCGUCCUCCUCGGCCACGGGCACGCCCUCCGAUCAGAUCUUGACCAUUAAAAUGGAUGAGGACUGCUUUCCGCUGACAACCGCUGCGGAGGUAAUGGCUGACCUUAACUCUGGCCCCGGCUCUGGCCAGUCGCUGCACCAGCUGCAGGCUCAGCCUUCGGCCCUGGCAGGCGCCGGGCACCACAACAACAACAACAACAACAGUAGCAGCAACAGCAGCGGCUACAACUACCAUGGUCACUUCAACGCCAUCAACGGCGCUUCCAAUCCCUCGCCCAGCUCAUCGGCCAGCUCGCUUUACGAGUACAACGGUGUGGGCCCGACUGAUGGCUUUUACGGGCAACAGCAGUCGGGCUAUCAGCACAUUAACUACAACACGCCGAAUGGCGAACGCUACUCCUUGCCCACAUUUCCCACCAUUUCCGAGCUGGAGGCAGCAACGGCUGCCACCGCGUCCGCAUCAAAUGGCGGCGCCAAUUCCGGCUCUGUUGUGGUCGUGCCGCCGCUGCGUCGUGCCUCGCUGCCUGUGCAGCGUUCCGUAUCGCCCGCCGCCGCCGCGCACAGCCCCAAGAUGGCGAAGCUGGCGCUGGGCGCGAGAAAUGCGCACACCGUGAAUGCGCUGCAGGUGCAGCUGAGCUCGGCACCCAAUUCUGCUGCCAGCUCGCCAGUGAGCGGAGCCGGCACGGAUUUUCUGCACAACCAGGCCCAAGGGCGUCUGCUGCAGUCCACUCAUCCAAACGCAUCGCAGCUGUGCGCCGUGUGCGGCGAUACGGCCGCCUGUCAGCACUACGGGGUGAGGACCUGCGAAGGCUGCAAGGGCUUCUUCAAGCGAACCGUGCAAAAGGGCUCCAAGUAUGUGUGCCUGGCGGACAAGAGCUGCCCGGUGGACAAGCGGCGGCGCAAUCGCUGCCAGUUCUGUCGUUUCCAAAAGUGCUUGGUGGUUGGCAUGGUCAAGGAGGUGGUGCGCACGGACUCACUGAAGGGUCGCCGCGGGCGUCUGCCCUCGAAGCCAAAGUCGCCGCAAGAGUCGCCCCCAUCGCCGCCCAUAUCGCUGAUAACUGCAUUGGUGCGCAGUCACGUGGACACAACACCGGAUCCCUCGUGCCUAGACUACACACACUACGAGGAGCCACUCGAUCCGCUGACCCCGCCGAACGUAGCCAGUGGACUGGGCCUGAGCGAGGCCGACAAGGUGCAGCAGUUCUACCAGCUGCUGAGCAGCUCGGUGGAUGUGAUCAAGCAGUUUGCCGAGAAGAUUCCCGGCUAUUUGGAGCUCACGCCCGAAGACCAGGAGCUCCUCUUCCAGUCCGCAUCGCUGGAGCUGUUCGUGCUGCGCCUCUCCUAUCGCGCCCGCAGCGAUGACACCAAAAUGAUCUUCUGCAACGGCACGGUGCUGCACCGUAACCAAUGCCAGCGCUCCUUUGGCGAUUGGCUCAACGGCAUCAUGGAGUUCAGUCGCAGCCUGCACAAUCUUGAGAUUGACAUAUCGGCCUUUGCCUGCCUCUGCGCCCUCACCCUCAUAACAGAGCGACAUGGCCUGCGAGAGCCGAAGAAGGUGGAACAGCUGCAGAUGAAGAUUAUUGGCAGCCUGCGAGAUCAUGUGACCUAUAACGCGGAAGCGCAGAAGAAACAGCAUUACUUCAGCCGGCUGCUGGGCAAGCUGCCCGAGCUGCGCUCCCUGAGCGUCCAGGGACUGCAGCGCAUAUUCUAUCUCAAGCUGGAGGAUCUGGUGCCAGCACCGGCCCUCAUUGAGAACAUGUUCGUUACCACGUUGCCCUUCUAGGCGCCAUAACUUUGCUUCCUUAUAUUUAGCUUUUAAUAACGUAAAUAGAUUGCGUAAGUAAUUAAAUUUGGAAUCUCCCAGACAACAUGUACCUAGUUCUAAGUGAUCUCAAGGAGCCUGAGAUAGCAGAACCCC
Messenger RNA from Drosophila virilis, 4313 nucleotides. RefSeq names its product Hormone receptor-like in 38 (gene Hr38). Gene Ontology annotation, cellular component: transcription regulator complex; nucleus. Gene Ontology annotation, biological process: regulation of transcription by RNA polymerase II; cellular response to corticotropin-releasing hormone stimulus. The record is from RefSeq and is a predicted model, not a curated record. NCBI's taxonomy places the organism in Eukaryota, Metazoa, Arthropoda, Insecta, Diptera, Drosophilidae. Gene Ontology annotation, molecular function: DNA-binding transcription factor activity, RNA polymerase II-specific; zinc ion binding; RNA polymerase II cis-regulatory region sequence-specific DNA binding.